This is a messenger RNA of Ostertagia ostertagi, 297 nucleotides long. The record is from the annotation of a GenBank genome assembly. Lineage: Eukaryota; Metazoa; Nematoda; Chromadorea; Rhabditida; Trichostrongylidae.
AUGUCCGAAGAGGACUACUUUGUUCGUGUUACCAAACUCAAGCUGGAUUACAAGGAUAAGGAUACCGGCAAGGAUGCUUCUUCAAUUGUCCACCAUUAUCAAUGGGAAAAUUGGCCGGAUCGAGGUGUUCCUCAAUCAAAGUUCACAGCAAUUCAAUAUUUGUACAUCCACCGAGUACUGUUGGCGUACUUUUUGGAGAAAUAUCGCACUCGAUUUGGGCACAUACUAGAGAAUGGAGGUGAUGAAAAAUAUCGUCAAUGGUGUGCCGAUUAUAAGCAAGCAACUGGAUGUGACUAA